UUUACUACGUCGUUAGUGCCGGUGUGAAUAAGUUCAUUUUUAGUGAAGAAAUAAUUCAGACACCAAUCGACAAUCAAGUGCGAAUAUUGAAUAUAUAUAAAUGCUCUGGCGAAAUCAAAAACUCAACUGGUAUUAUGCGGCUUGCUUCACUGCWUUCUGGAUAAUACUCUAUGCGGCAAUAGUAGUCCAACAGGUAUACCGCUUACCCACACCACUCACACAUAAGGAUGCAGCAAAACACACAGGCGAAUUUAUUGCUGAACGAGCUGAGGACUUCCUCUUUAAACUAACUAGUCUCGGACCUAGAGUAGUCGGCAGUGAGGCAAAUGAAGUGCAAGCGGUGAAAUUACUUAUGGAUGAAAUUCGUGAAAUCGAAAAACAAAAGAGUGAUUACUUUGAUUUUGAGGUAGAUAAGCAAGUGGUCUCAGGYCAAUACUCAGCCACACGUUUGUACCAGAGCGUACAAAAUGUGAUGGUCAAACUGAGUGCCAAAACCAGCAGGAGUCCAAACUAUUUACUGAUAAAUGCACAUUUUGAUACCAAACCAACAAGYCCCGGUGCAAGUGAUGAUGGCGCAAUGGUAUCCGUUAUGAUGGAGUUACUACGUAUACUGGCAACAUCCAAUGGACCACUUGAACAUCCAAUAGUGUUUUUAUUCAAUGGCGCUGAGGAGGAGUCACUCUAUGCAUCGCUCGGUUUUGUUCGACAACACAAAUGGGCAAAAAACUGCAAGGUUGUGAUCAACUUGGACGCCGCUGGUUCGGGUGGUCGUGAACUACUAUUUCGUACAGCUGCUAAUAGCCCUUGGCUUAUCAACUACUAUAGCCGUGUGCCACAUCCGUUCACCAAUGUCCUAGCUGAGGAACUCUUUCARUACAAUUUAAUUCCAUCUGAAACAGAUUUCCGAGUUUUUAGAAACUAUGGUGGUAUGCAGGGUCUUGAUUUGGCUUAUGCUUAUAACGGUUACGUUUACCAUACGGAAUUCGAUAGCUUUAGUGUUUUUCCGAAAGCCUCACUGCAAAACACUGGCGAUAAUGUGUUAAGUUUAGUGAAAUCUAUCGGCAAUGCUCCUGAAAUGAGAUAUAAUAUGACUAGUAACUACCAACCUGAAUAUUUAAUUUUCUACGAUUUCCUCGGCUGGUUUGUGCUUUCUUAUACGCUGAACACCAGCAUUAUCAUCAAUCUGGUUGUAUGUGCGGCCGCUUUGCUUGCGAUCACAAUUUCACUUUACUUUAUUGCAACGAAAUCAAAUCAAAGCAGCCUCCCAUUCACCAAGUAUUGCCUACACACACUAAUCAUACAAAUACUCUCACUCGCAUUGGCUGCUGGCAUACCGUUACUUAUCGCCUACUUCAUGGAUAUUAUAGGGUGUUCCAUGUCGUGGUUCUCUGCAAAUUGGUUAAUAUGCGGCCUUUACUUUUGUCCAGCAUUUUUCGCUUUGGGCAUUUGCCCCGCAAUAUUCCUGGAAAGUACAAAGAAACACGUGCUAAAUUUGAAUUUUCGCAUACAGUUAUUCAUGCACUCACAUUGUCUGCUGCUAAUUAUUUUAACGAUCACUUUAACCUUUUUGAAUAUUCGUUCGGCUUAUAUGUGCAUGUUGCCGGUGCUGUUUUAUGCAGCAGCUUUGAUUAUUAAUUUAAUAACACAACUGCAUUAUAACGGUCAUUGGUUUGCCAUUCCCAUUAUAAUGAGUCAAAUAAUGCCGUUCAUGUAUUUUACAUAUGUUGCGGAGUAUUUAUUUUUCAUAUUAAUACCGGUAAGUGGGCGCAAUGGCAGUUCGACCAAUCCGGAUUUAGUAAUUUCCUUGGUUGCCAUUUUAAUUACGAUUUUAUGCAGUGGAUUUUUGAUACCACUGUAUUUUUUGUUUCGCAAGGCACGUUCAAUCAUAACUUGCUUUUUGGCUGUCACUGUAGUUUUCAUAAUAUUAGCUGCCACCCCGAUAGGCGCACCCUAUACUCCACAAUUAGCACCACAGCGUUAUUCAAUUCAGCACACAAAUCAAAUAAAUCAUAACCUCGAUGGCAGUACACGCAUCAAUGAGUCGGCGAUUUAUGUCUAUCAACAAGAUCGACAUAUUGAGACAGCGGAAGAUGUGAUAAAUCGCUUUGGUGCAAUAUAUGAAGCCAGCAUUGUGUGCAACGAUCCAUCGACUUGUCUACAAAACAGGCCCAGCGUUUUCUAUUCGCCGAACAGUUUGUGGCUACCCGUCAAAGAGUCGCCGAUUAUACCAAGCAAAAAACCCGUACUAAAGCUUAYUUCCACAACUGUCUUGAAUUCAACCAAUACGCGACGUUACAAUUAUACUUUAACCGGUCCAGACCACAUGGCGAUUUUUAUUGAACCGAAAACUCCGGCCAAAAUCGUAAAUUGGUCCUUUGAUGAAGCAAUGCUGACCACAGGAAGAAAGAAUUUUGCUAUCACAUUUWCAUAUGGCGUAGAUAACAAGGCGUUCGAAUUCUUUAUAGAUUUAGAGCACACCACCAAUAAUGGAACCUUGGGUAAUUUAGAAAUUGGUAUUGCUGGUAACUGGAUAAACCAAAAAUUUCAACGCGCUCAAAUUUAUGAARAAUUCUUAAAAAGUUUUCCGGAUUAUGUAGCAAGCGUCAGCUGGAUUUCCAGCUAUGAAAGUUGGCUAUUUUAAAGUCUAUUUUUAAAGCUUUGGAUAACUUAGKAUAUACUACCCUACAGGUCCUUAAUAAAGUGGAAGUAAGGUAAAGUUGAGGUAAAGUAAUUAUCAUAAAUAUGGCCAAUUCAGAGACUUGAUAGCUUAGUAUGAUACUUCGUACAGUCCUUWACUGGUUAACAAUUUAAAACAAAAAAUAUWUAAAAUAAAGUCGAACAUAAGAAGAAGUUGUCUUAA
Messenger RNA from Bactrocera latifrons, 2860 nucleotides. RefSeq names its product endoplasmic reticulum metallopeptidase 1-like. Lineage: Eukaryota; Metazoa; Arthropoda; Insecta; Diptera; Tephritidae. The transcript is spliced from 12 exons. Gene Ontology annotation, molecular function: metalloexopeptidase activity. Gene Ontology annotation, biological process: proteolysis. Bases 101 to 2641 code for a protein of 846 amino acids. The record is from RefSeq and is a predicted model, not a curated record.